Messenger RNA from Ostertagia ostertagi, 261 nucleotides. NCBI's taxonomy places the organism in Eukaryota, Metazoa, Nematoda, Chromadorea, Rhabditida, Trichostrongylidae. The record is from the annotation of a GenBank genome assembly.
AUGGCACGCCGUGAUCUCGGAGGACCUGGCAGCUUUGGAGGUGGGAAACAUCAACCUGGAUCAAGAACAUCGAAGCAGCCUGUCGUGCUUGUACAUGGAAUCACAAACACGGCGGGAUCAUUUGAAGGGCAGCGACAGCAUCUCCUAAAGUCCGGGUGGACCAAUGCCGAAGUCUACGGUACCACGUACGGUGAUGGCGGAAAAACGCCGGCUCCUUUGGUUGAUAUGAAAUGCGACUACAUCAAACAGGUUGAGUUCAUC